Messenger RNA from Ruditapes philippinarum (Manila clam), 2112 nucleotides. RefSeq names its product neuronal acetylcholine receptor subunit alpha-10-like. The coding region runs from base 74 to 1633 and encodes 519 amino acids. Gene Ontology annotation, cellular component: synapse; postsynaptic membrane; neuron projection. The record is from RefSeq and is a predicted model, not a curated record. NCBI's taxonomy places the organism in Eukaryota, Metazoa, Mollusca, Bivalvia, Venerida, Veneridae. Gene Ontology annotation, molecular function: acetylcholine-gated monoatomic cation-selective channel activity; transmembrane signaling receptor activity. The transcript has 9 exons. Gene Ontology annotation, biological process: monoatomic ion transmembrane transport; signal transduction; regulation of membrane potential.
UGUUCCAUCAAGAGUUCCAGGCGGUUACGCAUUCAAUUCAAUUUCUCUGUAAAUAGGAAACGUUUUUUUCAGAAUGGGAGUUAAUAAAAUAUGCAUGUGGAUGUGUUUUGUGUACAUUUUAUCGGAUUUCAAAUCAAAAGCUGAUUCUAAAGGGAAUAAUAAUAUGACGAAAACAUUAACGGCCAAUGAGGACAAAAAUUCGUUAACAAGUAGAUUUCGGACUGUAAGUAAUAUAUCAAGUGAACAACGGUUAAUGACAGAUUUGCUACGGAAGUACGAAAACUCCGUGCGACCAAUUUACAACUCUUCCAAAGCAGUCGGGGUUGGUCUAGGGCUUACAUUAACACAGAUUCUUGAUUUGGAUGAAAAGAACCAAGUGUUGACCACAAAUGUUUGGAUGGAAGUGGAAUGGAAAGAUGAAAAGUUGAUUUGGGAUCGCCGCGACUAUGAUGGAACAGACAAUAUCCGUAUACCAUGUCGUCGGCUGUGGCUGCCCGAUAUCGUGCUGUAUAACAGUGUUGACGACUAUACUUCCGGUUACAUGCCCAGUCUUGCUAUGGUGUAUGAUAAUGGACGUGUAUUCUGGGGUCCAGUUGUCAGGUUCCGUAGCUCGUGCAAGAUUGACAUUACUUUUUUCCCCUUCGACGAUCAGAUAUGUCACCUUAAGCUUGGUUCUUGGGCAUAUAACGGUUUCCAAGUGAACGUCAUUAAUCGAUCAGAGACGGUUGAUUUAUCAAACUACGUUGAUAACGGAGAGUGGAAAUUGAUUGGUUUAAAGGUCACAAGAAACUCUGUUGUCUACAACUGUUGUAGUGAACCGUUUCCGGAUGUUAUGUUCUUCUUCCAUUUGCGCAGACGCGUGAAGUACUAUUUCAUGAACAUCAUAAUACCAUGUAUAAUUUUAUCUUUCCUAUGUUUGGCUGGUUUCUUGCUGCCACCAGAAAGUGGUGAAAAGAUCACACUUGGUCUCUCUGUCUUGCUGACAAUUACAGUGUUCAUGCUAAUGGUUGCUGACAAGAUGCCUCAAACUUCUGAAAGUAUUUCUCUCAUAAGUAUAUAUCUUAUGGUCGUAUUAUCCAUGUCAUGUGUGUCUAUCUUGCUUUCUGUCUACAUCUUGAGUCUGCAUCAUCAACGUGGAAGACCUCUGCGAUGUCCUCAGUUUAUCAAGAUCAUUGCUUUCUCCAUUUUCGCGCCAUUACUCUGUCUGAAACUCAGGUCAACCGGUCACGUGACCGGAAAGUACAAACGGCAGGAAAAUAAAAGUUCAACAUUGUUUAAAAAAGAUAAACAGGAGAUGAUUCAUCUAGAAGGGAUCAAGGAACAUCAGAAUUUUGAGGAAGAAUUGGACCAUUUGUUGUCUGACUCUAGUUUAAAUGGUGGCUCUGAUCCUGUUCUUAAACAUUACCAAGAUAAGCAAAACUCGGUGAAUGAGUUGAUACAAUGGUUGCAUAAGAAACAUAACCUAGAAUGCUUGGAGGAUAUGUCUUUUCAAGAGUGGCGUGAUGUUGCUUUUGUUAUUGAUCGCCUGUUGUUUGUUAUUUUCCUGAUUGUGACAAUAGCGGCAACUGCUGGUAUUCUAAGUCUUCGUCCGGAACAAUCACUCAGUGGGUUUACAGAAAUUAAAAUUAAAUAGGAACAAUUUAGACAUUGAAUCUAGCGACCUCAUUUUAUAAUAAUUGUAGCAAGCAAGCAAGGGAAAUAAUUUGAUCGAAAUUCAAACGAAUUGUGUUAUACUUGAUAGUACAAAUGAAUGAUACGUGAGAAACUGUAAUAUUGAAGGUAUUUGACACGCACAUUUCAACAGUUAGAACAAAUACAUACAGAGAUUAAAAUGUUUCACUAACACGGAUAAAAUUGUGUAUGAUUAUUUGUUGGGUUUUACGUCACACCGACACAGUAUAGGUCAUAUGGCGACGUUCCAGCUUUACUGGUUGAGUAAGACACUACGUGUCCUUCCGUGCAUUAUUCCAGGCACCUGAGUAUAACUACCGACGGUCCGUAAGCUAGCUGAAUAGCUUCAUCACACGAAAGAAUCCAAAGUCCCUGUCGGGAUUCGAACUCACAGAGGUGCAGGACAAGUGAUUUGAAGUCAACGACCUUAACCACUUGGCC